ACAGGUGGUAUUCCAUAAAAUGUCUCCCAACGAGACUCUAUUCUUGGAAAGUACCAACAAGAUCUACAAAGAUGAUAUUUCCAACAGUUCAUUUGUGAAUUUCCAAAUAUGGGAUUUUCCUGGACAGAUGGACUUUUUUGAUCCAACGUUUGAUUAUGAGAUGAUCUUCAGAGGAACAGGUGCUCUAAUAUAUGUUAUCGAUGCCCAGGAUGACUACAUGGAAGCUUUAACAAAACUCCACACCACGGUUUCUAAAGCCUACAAGGUCAAUCCAGAAAUGAACUUUGAAGUUUUUAUUCAUAAAGUUGAUGGUUUAUCAGAUGACCACAAAAUAGAAACUCAGAGGGAUAUUCAUCAAAGGGCCAAUGAUGACCUUACAGAUGCUGGACUUGAAAAACUUCACCUUAGCUUUUAUUUGACCAGUAUCUAUGACCAUUCAAUAUUUGAAGCCUUCAGUAAAGUGGUACAGAAGUUAAUUCCGCAACUGCCAACACUGGAAAAUCUACUAAAUAUCUUUAUAUCAAAUUCAGGCAUUGAAAAAGCUUUUCUCUUCGAUGUAGUCAGCAAAAUCUACAUCGCAACAGACAGUUCCCCUGUGGACAUGCAGUCGUAUGAGUUGUGCUGUGACAUGAUUGAUGUAGUGAUAGAUGUUUCCUGUAUAUACGGGUAAGUGAUGAAUACUCUUAGGAAAAAAAAAUCCUUAAAAGUUGUAGAAUAGGUUGCAAACUACACAAGUCACGUUGGCUUCAUCAUUCAACCAGACACUAUCAGCUGGUCUGGAAACCACAUUCUUUCUGCAAGCAAUUA
This is a messenger RNA of Tinamus guttatus (white-throated tinamou), 807 nucleotides long. The record is from RefSeq and is a predicted model, not a curated record. Lineage: Eukaryota; Metazoa; Chordata; Aves; Tinamiformes; Tinamidae.